AUGCUGCCCCCUUUCGGGGACCUCAACUCCCCCGCUUCCCCCCCUCCCUCCCCACCCGCGCCACCCUCUCCCCCCGCUCCCCCUGCCUCCCCGCCCCUACCUCCUUCCCCCACUUCCCCUCCUUCCCCCAACUCCCCUCCUUCCCCCACUUCCCCUCCUUUCCCGCCCUCCCUGCCCCCCAUCUCCUACCCCUCGUCUCCCCCUUUUGGAGAUUUGAACUCCCCCUUCUCCCCUCCCCCCUCUCCUCCCAGACCCCCCUCCCCGCCUUCUCCUCCCCCUGCCCCUCCUUCCCCUCCUGCCCCUCCUUCCCCUCCCUCCCCCCCUCCCUUUCCGCCCCCAACCCCUCCCUCCCCCUAUUUCCCCUCGUCUCCCCCUCUUGGAGACAUGAAUUCCCCCGCCUCCCCUCCCCCUUCCCCUCCCAAGCCCCCCUCCUCCCCUGCUCCUCCCCCUGUCCUUCCCUCCCCUCCACCCCCGCCUUCUCCCUCUCCUUUGCUCUCCCCUCCCCCUCAAGACUCCGCCCCCACUCUCCCUCCCCCCCCACAACCGCUCUCCCCCCUUCCUCUCCGCCUUCCCCCUUGCCCUCCGCCCCCCCUCCCCAAGAUCCCCCUGCGUUUCCUUCCCCUCCCCCUCCUCCCCCUUCCCCCUCCCCGUCCCCUCCCCAUCCCCCCGUCCCCCUCCCGUUCCGCCUAG
Molecule: messenger RNA, 690 nt
Organism: Closterium sp. Yama58-4
Lineage: Eukaryota; Viridiplantae; Streptophyta; Zygnematophyceae; Desmidiales; Closteriaceae
Source: the annotation of a GenBank genome assembly